GACCAGCCACCUGCAACCAACUUGCUCAUGCAGCCCACUUGCGAGCAAUGUUGGUCCUGGUGCUCAUACAGCUUGCGGCCGCGCAAGGCUUCCUGGGCGCCGCUCAGGAAGCGCCUCCGGAGCGAAGACUGGCAAUACAUGGAGCAGGGAUUGUGGAGAUUGCAGUUGUUUCCACAACAGAUUCAACUUCCAGCUACAGCAGCCCACAAACCACAACUUCCACCACGACCACGACGACGACGACCAUGACGACUUCAACCACCACGCUCCCUCCACCUCCGAUGGUGAUAGCAGAUCUUCCGUCGGCGAAGGAGCCUCUAACCACAACUACCACCUCCACAGCCACAGUGGAAACAGCUAUAGAACAGAAAAAGUUGACGACGAUGGAUCCGGAACAAAAUAUUUUGGAUCCAGACUAUUGGUAUGGUGAGCACCAUUGGGAUGGUGAUCUUUCAGGGCAGACAACGCCUACAACUACGCCUCUUACGACAGCUGCAGAGGAACUGCUGACUUCAGCAGAGUACCGAGGUCCGCCGACCCUUCCAGGUGCUGCAUGGACGACUAUUUCGCCGCUCAUCACUUUCCAACCCGAAGCAGGUCUUCACUGUCCAGAUGAGUGCAAAAAUGGCUGCCCUGCAUGUAGUUCGGAGUGCAUCGGCUGCAACUUUUGCAAUCCAAAGGCAUUUGGACCAUUCGGACAGGCUGCAGAGUUUUGUCCGGUUGACAUGCAGGCUUCGGCGGCAUCACAGAUGUUGCACUGGACAGAACCUCCAAGCCGUGGCGCAGAACAAGUGGGCACCAUGAAGAUGGAGGUGUCCUGCCGGGCCCCGUGCUUCGAAGUAUGGUUUUCAACAGC
This is a messenger RNA of Durusdinium trenchii, 856 nucleotides long. The record is from the annotation of a GenBank genome assembly. Lineage: Eukaryota; Dinophyceae; Suessiales; Symbiodiniaceae.